AUGGAAAAUAAUUCCAAUAAUUUGCCAAAGCAACAACCCUUUGGAAGACUUGUUAAUAAGCCUACGGCGAAAGUUAAGCCGGUGAUCAAGCAAGCGCCUUCGAUCCGCGAAAAUUUGGAGCGAUGGAAAGAACCUGCUUCUUCUGGGAACAACGCUGCUCAAAAUUCCUCCCCAGCGCCAACUUCUUUCAAUGCGAGCGGGAAUACUUCGAGCUUCAUGCACUCGCGCUCGUCCUCGAUUACUGGUGUAGACGAGGCCAAGGACGAUCUCUUCCAAGACGAUAUUUCGACUUAUAUCAACUCGCAAGUGACCGCUCAGGUUUUGCGCAGGACGAGUUUGAAGAGAAAAGAACUGUGCAUCUCGCCGAAGAGGGGCAUCAACCCACAGAAUCAGAAUCAUCGUCAACCGCGGCGCUCGGAACCGAUUUUGGAGAUUUCGAAAUCGAGUGCGCCUCUCAGAGACGAGGAGAUGAUUGCUGCUCUCAACAGGCCUGUAACUCGUCGUUCCGUGCCGCCGCCAGAGACGCGAAGAAGUCAGAGUAUUUCCGACCUGGCUGAUAUUAGCCGCUCUUCUGCCCCUUCCAAUGGCUCCUCGCAUCUGCCUGUAAAAUCAAACCCAGACAACAUUCGCGAAAAACUGCGCGAUUUCGUCAAGCGCCGCUCCCUCGACCGCACGAAUCCGACCUCGCCAACUUCUCCUAAAAGUUCCAUUUCUCCGACUCCGCCCAGCAACAAUGUCACUUCUCCAAAUACGAAUGCGCGAACUCCCGUCAUCAAAACUCCGACUUCAACGAGCAGCGUCGUUUCUCCCGACAUCCGAAAUCGAACGGAGAUUCCGCCUCCCGGGCCGAGCUCGAUCGCCCUUGCAAACCGCCUUGGAAACGCCUACGCGUCGAACCAACCGGGCACUACCAGCUCGAGUCAGAGUCUACACAAAAGUUCCAUACCGCCUUCUACUACUCGUUCCACCACAAGUGCAUUAAACUCGUCCUACGUACCACUCCAGUUCAAGCGCAACAAUCAUAAUCAAAGAAAUCAUGAAAACUCCUCCAGACCCGUCUCCUUCCCCGAAUCACUCUUGCCGAGCAUGCCUUUACCGCCCGUCUCCUCUUCCUCCUUCGACAAUUCCACUGGCUCUCUUUCCGGUGGGAAAAACUCGUCAAGUCCGUCGUCGCCGCGCGUCUUUCACUUCCGAACGCCUUCCGAUUCACGUAGGACGCCGAUUAUUUUUCCCCUCAACGAGGACCAAAGUUCUUCGCCCGAAAGCCCUGCUGCGGACAAGCCCCUUCCUGCCUCCCCAGUUUCUCCCCAAUCCUCAAUCUCGACCCCCGGAACGCCCGCCUCGCCGCCAGCGCCAAAAGUUGCCCAAGUCUCGAGUGUUACGUCUUUUCACAAUGCGCGGACGCAUCACCGCCAUAUAAUGAAACUGGAUCGUUGUCGUUCCGCCGAGAACAUGACUCAGCUCACAACAACUCCUACAAGCCGUCUCGCUGCUCUCAACUCGGCAGGAGAUUCGGGGCUUCGAGGGCAGAUAAGAGGAGGAAACAAUCAUGAAUUAAACGCGACGAAUUUAAUGCCCAGUCAGAGUAUGGAGAUUCUUAGAGAAGAAGAGACCACGCCAAACGGAAGUCCCUAUGGAGGAAAUGUUACUUUCAGAAAAGUUCGAACCCCCGUGAGGAAGAAUUCUGAUGAUGAGAAUAACUCGACACCGAAUAGUUCCAGACGAGGAUCAGCUAUUGCCGACAAGAUUAGAGCUCUUGGAUUGUCUCAAGAAGCACUGCGUUCCACCUCCGCUAGUCCGGCAAUGACGGCAUCCCGUGGAACUCUAGAUUCAAUAAGUGAAAGUGCGAAUCACCCCAAUCCUGCAACGCCGAGUUCUUCGUCGUUUUUCAGGCCGAUUAGUACUGAUAGUCUAAAUAUCUCGCACUCGUCGAUCCCCGAAGAAGCGGUCGAAUUCCCUGAUCCUCCUGUCUUGCCCCCUUGUGAUUCUCCUCCUCACUCGCCUGAGGGGAGCUCACGGCCUAAACUUGAACCCCAAGCAAGUAUCGAGGUCGAAAUCCCAUCUGAAAUCUCUGGAAUCUUCGACAAGAUCAAGCGCGCGAGCACGGAUCCGCCAGAAGAAGAUGCUCCACCACCUCCACCAGAACCUGACGCAUGCCUUUUGCCCAAGGAUUAUUUUGACCCAAGUGGUUUGCUCAAACUGAAGGAGAAAGAAGCGAAUAAUGUGGACGAUUCGGACUCGGAUGAAACGAGCUUGAGCGAUGUCAUCAUGCAACAUGAGAAGAGAAUUCUAGACAUGGCGAACUUGAAGGAAGAAGUGAUUCUUGGCUACAGGGACAAUGAGUCUUUUGGCGAAAGCGUCAAUGCGAUCAUCAAGGACAAGUGCCCCAGAAACAUUGUUUCCAAAUACAUGCUGUUUGUCGAGGACAUCGAGUCGAAUUUCAAACUCAGGUCGAAAUUGGCUGGGCGGCUUAUGCGAGCCGAAGCAAGUUUAAAAAACGGAAGUCAUGAUCUCGCAACAACCGAAGCCCUAAAGCAAAAAUACCAAGUUCUGAAGUCGCAAAUGUCCGAAUCCGACAAGUGCUCCGAGCACUGUAUGCAAAGAGAGGCCUUUGUUACAGAAGCCCUACAGCGCCAGCUUGAGGCGGAGGAAUUCGACGAUUUCCUAAAAUACGUCCAGGAAAAGCGCCAAUAUCUCGACGAACAGUGCCAGAUCGAAGAAAAGAUCCGCGUCUUCGAAUCCCAACUGGCCCAGCUCAAGGAAGUCCGCAAUCAACCCACAAAUUAA
Oikopleura dioica is the source of this 2787-nucleotide messenger RNA. The record is from the annotation of a GenBank genome assembly. NCBI's taxonomy places the organism in Eukaryota, Metazoa, Chordata, Appendicularia, Copelata, Oikopleuridae.